CUCGUCUCCAACUUUGUUCACGGCCGAUCUUCGAGUCGAUCUCAAGUUUGAUUACUUUCUCAAGAUUCCCUCAUCUCCAUCUCCUUCGCAAUUCUUUUUACGGAAAGAUACAUACUUGCGCAGUGUCCCCGAAUUCCAAUCCAUACUUCUCCCGACACUUCUUCAAAUCCACUCACAUUCCGGUCCUCGCUGCCGGCGCAAUCCAACUCCAACUUCUUCCCCCACCACCCUCACAUUACCUCCAUCGUGGCUAUCUCAACGAGCGCCCUUUUUUCCUUCCUUCUACCUGCCAACCAUGGCUGACUUCUCGUCUUUCAUGGACUGGACCCCUGCGACUCCACCUCCAACAAUCAAUCCUUAUCCUGAAGACUACAUCCCCGGUGGUUGGGUUGACAAUCUUGCUGUACCCGGUGCUGGUGUCUUCGCGCGAUCUGCGCCGGAAGGCUUCCUCCCCAAGGCAAAAAGACUCUGCUUCGGUUUAGCACAAACUACCCAAUACCUCGCCAAUAUCGCCGCAACUCCUUUGUACUGUAUCGUACGUCGAGUUCGCAAGCAACAGUUGAUUCGCUUCAGAAGAUCGAAGCCGAGACAAACUCUUUCACCCAAGAGUUCACACCACGCCCCCCAACGCCCAUCCAUUGCUCAAGCGGCCAAAUCUGUCGCAUCCAUCCCCUCAACAGAUGCCCAGACUCAGACCACCUACACUAAUUCUAUUCAUCGACAUACACCAACUCAGUAUCAUACCCUGCCUGCCAGCACGGUCAAACCGACGCGAGUUGGUACUCGAUCAAAUACCCAGGCAAAGAAGAUUUACUAUACACUACCGAAGCUUGAAGACUUCUUGCAACCAGUAAAUCGGCCCCUUAGUGGCCUCAAGAGGAGACGAGAUAGCACAACUGAUGCUGCUCAAGUCUCACGCAAAUCCAAGUUUGCAAAACGUCCCCAUAUCAGAACGCUACAUCACCAACCUCUCUCCGGCCGACAGCUUAACAAUCAGCCCCAAGAGGCUCAAGGAGCAGCAGAGAUUUCUGAAGCAAUGGCAAAUGAUCAAAUCUCUUCGUCCGGGCCUCCACUACUACUGGAACAACAACAAACAACUUCGACGGUACAAACCACAGAGUCCGAUAGCAUCCUCGAUAGCAUCCACUUCACUCCACCUCCUGAAGAUCCUCCGCAACAAGUCAAGACACCUCAGGCUAGACCACGAUCACAGCCGCUGCCUGUAGGAUCUCUAAACCAAUCGUUCCCAGUAUUACGCCCGAUCUCCCCGCCUUCAGAAACAGAUAUUAACGCCCAACAUGAGGACAAUGAAGAGGAGGAGGACAGCGAUUCGGACGACGACUAUCUAUUGCAUGCUGAGAGAAUGUUGAGAAUCGGAAGUCCGCCGAUCAGAACUGCACAGUCACGGGGAACCCGUAGCGCACAGACCGCGUUUGCCGUUGCAUCGCGUCCGAGCGCCCAACCAGCCAUAACAUACACAACAUCCUCGACUUCACCAACACCUCCAAUUGUUGUUCAUGGCGAAGCAUCACCGUUGACACUCAGCUCCGAUGAUGCUCUUGAGGAGUCCUUGCUAUCUCCACUCCGAAUCAAAGCUCGUCGUUCAACAACACCAAAAUCCACCAGAUCCAUCUCACCGACGUCUCAAAAGACUCCAGAAUCUGAUAUUUCUUCUGCAUGGGAAGUAUCUCCACGGGACAUGUUGCCCAUCGAGCUCAUUCUGUCGCCAUGUGCUGGCAGAAGUUCUUCAUCUCUGGAUAUCUCACCACCUUCUCACGGGAUGGACAUGCAGGAGAUAGCCAUCCCCGCUUCUGGAGGCGACUCGCCUGCUCAAGAGGCUAUCCUCACAACCAAAGACGCCGACUGCAUUGCCAAGAGCGGUCAACAGGUACCGGACGAGGCUGUCCUCUCCACAGAAACACGUGAAGCAAACCAGGACGUGUCAACAAAUAGCGCUGACACACUGUCCAAGCCUCCUGAGACAGUCAAGAGUACACCGGUUGAAGGUGUAACUCCCGCAACAGAAGAAGAUCUGGCGGAAACAAGCAGCUUUGCAAAGUUGGCUGAAUCUGGUGCAAACACUCCAGAACUCUCAGCAACAAGCGAUUCGCCUGCACAGACCGAUGGCCAGACGGCCCCGACGACACCGGUCCGAAUCCCCAUUCAAGCAUUCCGAGAGCUUGACCUUGGCAAGGAUUUUGAUUCCGAUUUAGGAACACCGAAAGCAAACAUACACUCUGCUCAGAAAAGUCAACGUGUUACUCGAGCUGAAAGUAAGAGACUCGAGGCGCUCCAACAAGCUCAAACAUACGCCAUCAGUCCACUCGCAGAAGAAUGGAACCCAAAGAUUGAGAAAGCUUUGAGACAUGGAAUCAAAGGCUACCAGGCAACAGAUCUCACUCGCGUGGUGCCACUUACCAGAACCGACAGCACCUCCAGCUGGUUGAACGAUGAAGUAAUCAAUGGAUAUUUGGAGCUCAUUGUCAAACAUGGCAAUCAGAACGACCGACCCACGCAAAAGAUUCCGUCGCUGGUCACGUUCAACUCAUUCUUCUACAGCAACCUCAAUAGCAAAGGCUACGACGGUGUGCGACGAUGGAGCAGCAGAAAGAAGAUUGGAGGCAAAGCCUUGCUCGAAACGGAAUAUGUGUUUAUUCCUAUCAAUCUCGGCGCCCACUGGACACUCUGUGUGGUGUCGGGCAAGAAUAAAACAAUCACACACUACAACAGUUUAGGACGCGGUGGCCCCUUUGUUGGAAAGGUUCUGAGCUGGGUCCAACAAGAAUUGGGCAGCGCGUUCAAAGAAGAAGAGUGGACACUCGAGGCCGAUGGCCAAUCCCCCCAACAGACCAACAUGAACGAUUGUGGCGUUUUCACCAUUACGAGUGCGCGCCAGAUCAUGCUAGGAAUGACUCCUAUGAGUUAUGAUGCCAACGAUAUUCCACUCCAGAGGAGGAGAAUCGUGGCAGAACUCAUUAAUGAAGGUCUCAUCCAAAGCCUAUGAAAGUAACGAGCUGAAACGAAAUUACGAACAAAGGAUGUGAUACCCACGAAGAAACGCAACAGAACAUUAAUCGUGCACAGAUAAGUACGAACAAGGACAGUGAUACCCAGGGGAAAAGGAUCAUGGAAUAAUACAAGCACAGGCGUUUGAUUUGGAAAAGCAUGGGGAAUGGCCGAAGAGUGAUACCCAGAGAAAAAGAUCAAGGAAUGAUACCAACCCUGGCGUUUGAUUUGGAAAAGCCCGGGCAAUGGCCGAAGGGUGGUCUAAGCAGAUUCGAGAUUGAUGGCACAGGAGCCCCGUGGCGGUAAGAUUAGGAUAUUGAGAGCCAUGUUCAAGGCUCGCUUUUUGAAAGAGGCAAUCCUCCUAUGGGAGAAGGAAAAUGCUAGAUAGGAGCAUCAGUGUAAAUCAGAC
This is a messenger RNA of Exophiala mesophila, 3415 nucleotides long. RefSeq lists its product as uncharacterized. Gene Ontology annotation, cellular component: nucleus. Bases 296 to 3004 code for a protein of 902 amino acids. Gene Ontology annotation, molecular function: deSUMOylase activity. NCBI's taxonomy places the organism in Eukaryota, Fungi, Ascomycota, Eurotiomycetes, Chaetothyriales, Herpotrichiellaceae. The transcript has a single exon. Gene Ontology annotation, biological process: protein desumoylation. The record is from RefSeq and is a predicted model, not a curated record.